Messenger RNA from Meloidogyne enterolobii, 588 nucleotides. The record is from the annotation of a GenBank genome assembly. NCBI's taxonomy places the organism in Eukaryota, Metazoa, Nematoda, Chromadorea, Rhabditida, Meloidogynidae.
AUGCGUUGCUUGUUUUUUUUAAUUAAGGUUUUUAAGUGGUUUAAUAAAACAGGAAGUAGUAGAUUAAUGUAUUCUCCACAACAGCCCAAUCUGUUACAAAUCUUUCAAACUGUUGACACUGAUCGUUCAGGUCGAAUUAGUUCUGAUGAGUUACAGAGGGCGCUGUCUAAUGGGACUUGGAGGCCAUUCAAUCCUGAAACUUGCCGUAUUAUGAUUUCUAUGUUUGACUCCGACAAUGAUGGUGGAAUCAGCUUCAAUGAGUUUCAAGCUCUUUGGAAUUAUGUCAACGACUGGAGUCGCACCUUCCGUACGUUUGAUCGAGAUAAUUCUGGGAAUAUUGAUCGCGGUGAGCUAAUGUCUGCGUUGACACAAUUUGGUUAUCGUCUCUCGGGGCCAUUCUAUGAUAUGCUUAUGCAAAAGUUUGAUCGUACUCAUUCAGGAAGGGUCAAUUUCGACGAUUUUAUUCAGCUUUGUGUUGUUCUUCAAACGCUCACUGCUGCAUUUCGCGAAAAAGAUUCUGAUCGUGAUGGCUGGAUUCGGAUUCAUUAUGAGGAGUUCCUUACGAUGGUGUUCUCCAUGAAGAUAUAA